AUGCGUGGCAACUUGAUUCUUCUAGAAGGCUUGGACAGGUCGGGCAAAUCCACGCAAGCAGAACUCCUCUCGCUGCGGCUCCAGGCCUCCUUGGUGAAAUUUCCAGACCGGUCCACGCCGGUUGGAAAACUCAUCAACGAAUAUUUGACGAAUCUGGACUUCCAUCUCUCGGACGAGACCGCCCAUCUCCUUUUUAGUGCGAACAGGUGGGAAUUGGCCUCGUCUUUGGAAGAAAAACUACAACAGGGCACCACCGUGGUCAUGGACAGGUACGUGUACUCGGGCAUAGCGUAUUCGCUUGCCAAGGAAAAUCUGAGGGGCCGUGAAUGGCUAUCUAGUCCAGACCGCGGGUUGCCCAAGCCGGACUUGACUAUGUUCUUGACCAUUCUGAUGGACGAGUUGGCGCUGCGAAAGAACUGGGGUCAGGAGCGGUAUGAGAAAACGGCGUUCCAGCAGAAGGUCAGGGAAUGUUUCAUGGACAUCUUGCGGCCCGAGGAAGACCCCACUGUUGAAAUUGUGGAUGUGGGGCAUCUUCUGAUCGAGCAAGUCACGCACAAGUUGUGGCAGCUAAUCGUACAGAGGAACCUUGAUGUGCCCUCCAGUCAGGCAUUGGCGAGGCUCAGUUGA
Messenger RNA from Metschnikowia bicuspidata var. bicuspidata NRRL YB-4993, 627 nucleotides. RefSeq names its product bifunctional thymidylate/uridylate kinase. Lineage: Eukaryota; Fungi; Ascomycota; Pichiomycetes; Serinales; Metschnikowiaceae. Gene Ontology annotation, cellular component: nucleus; cytoplasm; cytosol. Gene Ontology annotation, molecular function: ATP binding; dTMP kinase activity. The transcript has a single exon. Bases 1 to 627 code for a protein of 208 amino acids. The record is from RefSeq and is a predicted model, not a curated record. Gene Ontology annotation, biological process: dUDP biosynthetic process; dTTP biosynthetic process; dTDP biosynthetic process.